Molecule: messenger RNA, 1635 nt
Organism: Linum trigynum
Lineage: Eukaryota; Viridiplantae; Streptophyta; Magnoliopsida; Malpighiales; Linaceae
Source: the annotation of a GenBank genome assembly
AUGGCGACUGAGUCCUCGUCUCCUCCCAAUCCCCCCGCCGCCGGUGGAACUCCUCAGAAUUCAGCUACGGAAGCUGUGCAACCAGCAAAUGAAGUUAAGCAAGAUGCUGCUCCACAAAACCCCAAGUCUGUCUUUGUGAAUUCAGAACCAAUACGAGAAGACCAAGUACAAAAUGCUGUGAAAUUUCUUUCUCACCCAAAAGUUAGGGAUUCUCCAGUGUUCCACAGGAGAAAUUUUCUUGAGAAGAAGGGGCUAACUAAAGAAGAGAUAGAUGAAGCUUUUCGACGUGUGCCAGAUCCAUCCCCAAGUGCUCAGCCAACUGUUACCAACCAGGUGGGACAGGGAGUAACAACAUCAACCAUUCAGCCAACAGCUGUUUCCCAAACCCCGGUGCCAAUAAUAACUGUUCCUAGCAGUGCGAGUCCCUCUAUGUUCGCCUUGGCUCGGUCUCGAUUUCACUGGUACCAUGCUGUUUUUGCUGUUGGAUUGCUGGCAGUCUCUGGUGCUGGAACGGCUAUUUGGGUUAAGAAGUCCAUGAUUCCCCGACUAAAAUCUUGGAUACGGUGGGUUGUUAUGGAAGAGAAAAAUGGUGACGGAGGCAUAACAAAUAUAAAACCCACUUUGGCAGAAGAAGCUGCAGCAGCGGCAAAAGCGGCCGCAGCAGCUGCGUCUGAUGUGGCAAAAGCAAGCCAGGAAAUGAUGAUCUCAAGAUAUGAAGAGAAAGUAAGCAUGGAGAAGUUCAUGGAUUUGAUGCAAAUGCAAGUGAAGGAAAUUAGGUCAAUGGGCAGUGCCAUAAAACACCUGGAAGGAAGAAGUGAUAACAUUGAAAGAACUCAUCUGGCCGAGCAUGGAGGAUACAGUGGUUCAAUUACAAACCUUAAGCCAACAUAUCCAAAGGGAAACAAACCAGAGAUUGAUUCGCGCUCAGCAAGAUCCUCCUCACCACCAACUUCUGCAGAUAAAUCUGCCCCACCUCAUCCCAAUUCAUACAUGGAUAUAAUGGCAAUGGUUCAAAGGGGAGAGAGACCUCCAAACAUCAGAGAUAUAAAUGAUCAACCUCCCAACCCUAACCAGCAAAUUUCAAAUCCUCGCUUGGCUCCCAGGUCUAAGCCUUGGGAGGGUGCUUAUCAAGCCAAAACUAGCUCAAGAGGAGGAUUUGGUUCUGCACUGAACGGGGAAGGGGGUUCAGAUAUCGGUGCACAGAACAACGAAGCAAGCAAUCAGGUGGAUGCACAGAGCACCGUGCCUUGGUGGCAGAAGAAGAACUCGAGAAUCACUGAGACCGAAUAUGUUGAAGCCAAGCCAGGGUUCACCACUGUUGCACAGACGAACGAGCAGCCACCAAUUCAGCGGACGUGGGUGCCUCCCCAGCCUCCACCAGUUGCAAUGCCUGAAGCAGCAGAAGCCAUUCGGCGGCCAAAAUCCAAGAAAGAGGCAGAGCCUGUUUCUCAAGAAACGAGCGGAGAAGGAUUUUCUGCUGCUGAGGUCACUGAUGAGUUGCAGAGGAUAACCAAGAUAUCCGAGUCCGGAGGGGAAGUAGAGGAGAUGCACAGUGGAGGACAGGAAACGAAUGGAGGAUCGUUAGGAGGAUUGAAGUUGAGUGAGAUUGAGGAAGAACCCGUACAGAGCUAUUAA